Boeremia exigua is the source of this 624-nucleotide messenger RNA. RefSeq names its product actin-related protein 2/3 complex subunit 3. Gene Ontology annotation, molecular function: actin filament binding. The transcript is spliced from 3 exons. The record is from RefSeq and is a predicted model, not a curated record. Gene Ontology annotation, biological process: Arp2/3 complex-mediated actin nucleation; regulation of actin filament polymerization. Gene Ontology annotation, cellular component: cytoskeleton; Arp2/3 protein complex. The coding region runs from base 1 to 624 and encodes 207 amino acids. NCBI's taxonomy places the organism in Eukaryota, Fungi, Ascomycota, Dothideomycetes, Pleosporales, Didymellaceae.
AUGCCUGCCUACCACUCCGUCUUCCUCGAGGAGCCCAACCAGCAGCUGAUUGGUACUUACCGCCCGGCCGCUGUAGCAGCCCGCCCACUGACCGAUGCACCAGGCAACUUCGCGCUCCUCCCUCUCCGCACAAGGACUCGCGGUCCCGCACAACAGCUCCCAGCGCUUCCCGCCGACGUCACGGAGCUCACCAUCGAUGCAGCACACGAGUCGUACGACCCGCUCGAUGAGAUCCUGGCCCUGUUUCGCGCAAACACAUUCUUCCGCAACUUCGAAAUCAAGGGACCUGCCGACCGCGUGCUCAUUUAUGGCAUCCUGUACGUGAGCGAGGUGCUUGGCAAGAUCAAGCCAGGCAUGUCGCGGAGAGAAGCUGAGAAGGCCGUCAUGAACCUUGCUCUCGACACCAACUUCUCCAUUCCCGGUGAUGCAGGCUUCCCCUUAAACCAGGCUUUCGAGGCACCACCAGACAGGAACUCAGCGGAGAUCCUGAGACAGUACAUCAUGCAGAUGCGGCAGGAGCUAGCGACAAGGUUACUGAACAGGGUGUACGCGGACGAUACAGGUGCGCCGAGCAAGUGGUGGUUGAGCUACACUAAGAGGAAGUUCAUGGGCAAGGCAUUGUAG